GCAUCUGCCACCCCAUCCUGGCCACAUUCCCUUGCGCAUGAAAUGGCAUUGCCACUUGCAAGCUACCGCCGCAUGUGCUUCGUGCAUCCCCUGAGUUCGAGCUUGUGGAGAAUUAUUAUGCGCCCCGCUCCCAGUGCGACGAUAUGGAAGACAUACAAGCCAGGCGCCGCUUAUGCUGACGUCGCUCGCGAACGAGACCUCGUUGCGAUGGUCGAGCGCCGCCACGUUGUCGGGGCGUGUCCUAAUGCCGUUCGUAGAGACGGGCUUCUGCGUAGCAGCAUCGCCUUGAGUCAAUAUCGGCCCCCAGCACAGCCUGUGCCACAGGCGCAGCGCUCAAAUCACGAACGCGAGCUCUUGGCGUCGUUCCCGCCAACCUCAGACCACACGAGAGUCUCGUGACGAGAGAGGUCGGAAGAACACUUAGCCUCUCGACUUUUCUGCUGUUGCUUGUGGUCCACCGAAGCCAAUGUUGAAGUGUGCCAGUGACAACUCCAUUGCUGGGCCACACGUAUUGAAGUCGCGCUCGCUUACAGAGAGAGAGAGGAACGGCUUGACUAAGCAGCGUUGAAUUUGGCAGCAACCUCUCUAUGCUUGGAAGGGACUUGGGCUCAAGUUGAGCAACCUCAUUCACUGUUGUCUUGAGAAGUUCGACUUCAAGUAAUCAUUUGGGACAUCGAUUGGUAGUAGAAUAGCAAAUAUUGCUAAUUCAUCAAAUUACUCAUAUCAAAUUAAGCAGAUAAAAUGAUAUGUUAUCAUGUUAGAAUUAGAGAUAUAGUUCGGAUAUUAUAAUUCCAUCC
This is a messenger RNA of Phytophthora nicotianae INRA-310, 797 nucleotides long. RefSeq lists its product as hypothetical. The record is from RefSeq and is a predicted model, not a curated record. Lineage: Eukaryota; Oomycota; Peronosporomycetes; Peronosporales; Peronosporaceae. Bases 43 to 399 code for a protein of 118 amino acids. The transcript has a single exon.